Messenger RNA from Dictyostelium purpureum, 1029 nucleotides. RefSeq lists its product as uncharacterized. The record is from RefSeq and is a predicted model, not a curated record. NCBI's taxonomy places the organism in Eukaryota, Evosea, Eumycetozoa, Dictyosteliales, Dictyosteliaceae. The transcript has 2 exons. Gene Ontology annotation, molecular function: protein binding. Gene Ontology annotation, biological process: protein homooligomerization. The coding region runs from base 1 to 1029 and encodes 342 amino acids.
AUGUCAUAUCCAGUUGAUAUUGAAGAUCAACAUCAUCAAGAUGAAGAUCCAGUUAUUUUAAAUAUUGGUGGUGUUAAAUAUGAAGUUAUGCCAUCAACUUUAGCUCAAUAUCCAGAUACCCUUUUAGGAAAUAUUUUCAAUCCAAAUAACAAACAUUUAAGAAAAACAGAUAAAAAAGGUGAAUACUUUUUCGAUCGUAAUGGUAGAUUAUUCGAAUUUAUCUUAAACUAUUAUAGAACUGGAAAACUUGUAAUUCCACCAGAUUUCCCAAAAGAAAUUAUUCUUGACGAAAUUAGAUAUUUUAAAAUCGAUUAUAAACCAGAUGGUGUUACAAAUGAAGAAGAUGAAGACGAAAAAAUUUUAAGACAACCAAAGGAUCAAAUUUACCAAUAUGCCUCAUCAUUAAUUCACAGCUCAUCAAGAAAAGAUAUUAAAAGAGGAUUAAAAUUCUUAACUAAACUAAGAGAGGCUGAGCCAAAUAGUUAUUUAUAUAGAUACUCAUAUUCAUUCGCUUGCUAUAGAUUGGGUGAAAAUGCCAAGGGUAUUCAAUCAUUAGAAGAUAUUUUAACCACAGAUCAACAUAAUCCACAAGCCAAAUCAUUAUUAACCCUUUUUAAUGAUGUUAGAUUAAACAACACUCGUAAUGGUAUUAUUGCACUUUGUUUAGCUGGUAUUGGUAUCUAUGGUUUUAUUAAAAUUAGAAAAUGGUAUAAUAUUGCUAAAUUGGUCGAAUUUGGUAAAGCAUUACCAGAAACUUUAUCAAAAGCCGCUAGCAAUGCAGGCCCAAUUGGUUCUGUUUCAACUAUAAUUUCAACUGAAACUAUCCCAUCAUCUGCCUCAUCUGCAAUUGGUACCGUUUCAUCAUCAAUUCCAUCAAGUAUUGCCAAACCAACUUCACUCCAUACAAUUUAUGAAGGUGCUAAAGUUGCUGCUGAUGCCACUGUAAAAUCACUUAACCAAUCAAAUAUCCAAGCUAUUCCAGCUGACCAAUUCAAUAAUGUUAUGUCAAAUAAUGUUUUUAAAAAAUAA